GAGAGAGAGACACACAGACAGAUGGACUGCUGCACAGCCUCACAGAGGAGACACUGCAUGUGUGACAGUGUGUGUGGAUGGUUGUGAAUGAGCUUUCAUGUCCUCUGGAACUGGACGCAGUGAGCAAUAAUCCUCUUGAGGGAGAAAAGGAUACAGACAAGUGAUCAGAGUGACACUUUAACACUUCGGCUGCUUUCACAAGUCCUAUAGUGAGCCUGUUAUCAAUGCACGUCACGGGAGUAUCUCCAUUAAUGCCACGGACCGCAUAGAGGGACUUCUUGAUUUUGCAGAAGAAGAGAAUUGUGUCUUCAUCUAAGGUCGAGGAGUCAGGAUAGGUCGGAGAGGACGCCUUUAGGAGCACAGCGAGGGGGGGGUUCUCCCUGGUGAAGAUGAGUCUGGACCCUGUGCAGGUGAUGAGCGGACAGGUCAAGGAGCUCAAAGUUGCCCCAUCGUCCAACGGGGAAAGCAGAGGAUCAUGGGAAGAGAAAGAAGAGUUUGACCAGGAUAACCUGGGCCUCACCGCCAAGCCAGUGACAGGGAGACGAGCCCGGAAGGUGUGUGAGGGAGGCGUGUUUUUCCCAAAGCCGGAGAACGCAGUGACCGUCGCCGUCUCUUCUCGGGUCUUGUUCCGGACCGAGCGGGAGCAGAAGGUGUUCGAGCAGCAAGGAGUGGAGGAGUAUCUGAGGUACCAGAUCGAACACGAGAACAAACCCUUCGCCCCUGGACCCGCUUUCCCUUUCGUCAAGGCUCUGGAGGCGGUGAACUGUCGUCUGCGAGAGCUGUACCCACAAAGUGAAGAACUGUUUGACAUUGUUUUGGUGACGUACAACCAUGCCCACGUUGGAAUCCGGCUCAUCAACACCAUCAACCAUCACAACUUGUUUAUCGAGAGGUUUUGUAUGACGGGGGGAAGCAGUCCCAUUGGCUACCUGAAGGCCUGGCACACCAACCUCUACCUGUCUGCCGACGCCGACAAGGUCAGGGAGGCGCUGACUGAAGGCAUCGCAGCAGCCACCAUGUUCACGUCAGAGAAGCUGACAGAGGUUUCAGAGUCCCAGCUGAGGGUUGCAUUUGAUGGGGACGCCGUCCUCUUCUCCGAUGAAUCUGAACGCAUCUUCAAGGCACAUGGGCUGGACAAGUUCUUUGAACAUGAGAGGGACAAUGAAGACACGCUAUUGGAUCAUGGACCCCUGAAGGGCUUCCUGGAAGCACUGGGGAAGCUCCAGAAAAAGUUUUACGCUAAAGGCCAGCGCCUGGACUGUCCCAUCCGAACGUACUUGGUCACAGCUCGUAGCGCUGCCAGCUCUGGGAUCCGGGCACUGAAGACACUCAGGGCCUGGGGCUUGGAGAUUGACGAGGCCUUGUUCCUUGCAGGGGCUCCGAAGGGCCCCAUGCUGGAGAAGAUCAGGCCUCACAUCUACUUCGAUGAUCAGAUGUUUCACGUGGAGGGAGCGGCUGAGAUGGGCACCGUCGCUGCCCAUGUGCCCUACGGCAUUGCACAGAAAUAUAACCCUCAACGGAACACCAGUAUGGGGAAGUAGACAGCGGGACUUCAGAUGCCGAUGGCACAGUCAUCCAGCCAGAAACAGAAUAACAGGAGGAUGGUAUGAACAAACGUCUUAGAGAAGAUAAGCGAAGAGGAGAUUUUCCAGAGAGUUUUGGAAAGAUGUACUGAGUUGUAUGUGGAAGCAGUUGUAUUGUAAGUUUGUUCAACCACUUUGAAAACUGUCUUAGCUUAAUGUCAUCACGUCAGGGGUUAUGCAACCGCUUUAAAUAUUAUCAGCCCAUUAAAUGGCUAUUAUCAGCUGUUAUCGGGAGCAUUGAUUAGAUGUGGUAUGGCUCUACUUUACCUCCUAGUGGGCUCAGUAGGCCGUUAUCGUCUAUUUGUAAGCUGCUUCAAACUGUGAGGCAGAGACCUCUAGUGGCCAUAGUAACUACCACUGGAGUCAGGUGACAUUAUAAUGAGCGAAAAAGUCUGCAGAAGGAUGGGGUCAGGGUUGAUGGUUGGGUCUUACUGUUUUUCUUUCACACAUGCCAGUUUCAAACAAGAUUUAUAACAGUAGUUAUAAUAACUGAUUUAGCUAUUUAAAGGGAUUGAUAUGGGUGUCUGGUAAGAGGUCAAGUAGAAGUCUGCAACCUGAGAUGCCAAUUGUCUCUCAACUUUACAUUUCAAAGCCUCAAUCUCCCCAAUACUGAAGUGUUUUGUCAAAUCUUGCUUUAUAUGGUAAACUCGGAGGUGCUUGAUUGCCAUGCUGACUCUCACUACUACUUGUCUUUAUAAAGAAGACACCUCUUCAGUGAAUACUGAAUGAAUGGCUUCACUGAUACAUAACUUCAGUAAAGCACAGAGACAACACUUUGUUGGCAACACAUUAGCCAGAGAUAUUAUAAGGUUAAAAACGAUAGUGAUGCACUGUAGCACAAGAGUGAUCAUUUAAAGCUAACGAGUUUGACUUGUUUACAACUCUACAGAAUGUGUUGUAUAUUCCAGAAGAUGGCAAUAAUAUGCACUAUUGAGUUCGUCCAAAACAAAUUUAGAAAGCCAUAAGUUUCAGUUGGGGCCUUUAGCCAUACUAGCCGUGUGGUAAAUCAAUACUUUGCUCAAGAAAAUACACUAACAACUUUUGGAUGGAUUGCUGUAAAAUUAAGUCCAAGUAUUUAGGAUUCGCAGGGAAUGAAAUCUAAUAUUAUAGAUUAAUUUUCAUCUUGUGUCAGUUCAUGGCUGAACACCAGCAAAUCUAAUGACUUUUGCCCGUUGACUCAGUUGUACAUAAUACUAUUAACAUGCUAAAGUUCUCCCUCUUAGCAUGUUCAAUGUAUUUCAUGAGAAAGUAUAGAAUUGUAUUAUCCUGUUAGUCCAAAACAAAUAUAGACAGCCAUAUGUUUCAGUGGGUGCCUUUAGUUUCAAUGAAGACACUUUUUAUAAAUAGCCAUGCUCGCGAUGGGAUCUUGACACCGAGAGAACACAAAACUUCAGUUCAACGCUUGAGUUCAAGGAAGUGACACAUUAAUGAUUUACGUCAUCCUCAUGAUCGAGGCUACAUACCAUUAGCAUGCUAGGGUUUCCUAUCUUAGCAUGUUAAAUGUAUACAUGAGUAACUUUAGUAGCCAUGCUAGCACUCGUCCACUUUGUUACAGAGAGAAAUAUCUUGACAACUUGGACAUUUCUGUCCCCUUUAAGCACCAGCAACAGCUCAAAAUUGAACGAAACUUCACCUUCAUGACACCCCUCCUCUAAAACUAAGUGAACUGAAUUCCCAUGUGCAGCCGUUAACUGCAUUAGCAUGCUUAAAUGUACUAUGCUAGUAUGCUAAUGUUAAUGAUCUUAAAGAUGAUCUUGGCCUAAUUACACCUGAGGGUGACUCAGCCCAGGGUUGACAGAUUAAAGUUGACAACAUGGUUUUACUUACUCAGA
Molecule: messenger RNA, 3415 nt
Organism: Cottoperca gobio
Lineage: Eukaryota; Metazoa; Chordata; Actinopteri; Perciformes; Bovichtidae
Gene: nt5c1aa
Product: 5'-nucleotidase, cytosolic IAa
Exons: 7
Coding region: 390-1541 (383 amino acids)
Biological process (GO): adenosine metabolic process; nucleotide metabolic process
Cellular component (GO): cytoplasm; cytosol
Molecular function (GO): 5'-nucleotidase activity; magnesium ion binding; nucleotide binding
Source: RefSeq, a predicted model, not a curated record